AUGUCCCAGCGCAGGCGGCCGGGGUCGGGCAGGUGGGGCCAGGGGCUGCCCGGAGCGCGGGCCCGAUACCGACGAAUCAGUUCGAUCUCGCCCGGCAGCGCCGACACCUCGAACCGCCCGGUACCGGUGGGAGGGAGGAGGGGCAGGGGGCGGGCGCCGUGUGAGGCAGAGGGGCUGCCGGGAGUUGUAGCCCCUCCCCGCGAGCGGCUCCGGCGGCGCUCGCCGCAGGGGCUGCCGGGAGUUGUAGUCCCGGAGAGAACUACAGCCCCCAGCAUGCCUCCCGCUCCUCAGGCCCGCCGGCUGGGGGUGCUGCGGUGGCGGCGGCGCGCGGAGCGGCAUAUUAUGGAACCAAGCCCGGCAGGAGGAGGUGGGGGUCCAGGCGAACCAGCGCACGCAGUGGCACUGCUGCGGGGUCUGAGUGCCCUGCGCUCUGAGCGGAGCCUGCUUGAUGUGACAGUGGUGGCCGGCGGCUGUGAGUUUGGGGCACAUAGAGCUGUGCUAGCUGCAGCUUCUGGCUACUUCCGUGCCAUGUUCGGCGGGUCACUGCGGGAGUCCCGGGCCGAGCGGGUGCGGCUACAUGGGGUGGACCCUGAGUGCCUGGCACUGCUGCUCGACUUUGCCUACACUGGUCGGGUGGGGCAGCUGGGCCCCGACAUCGCGGAGCGGCUGCUGCGCGCCGCCGACCUACUACAGUUCCCGGCCGUGAAGGAGGCGUGUGGCACUUGGCUGGCCCGGCAGCUGGAGCCGGCCAACGCGCUGGACAUGCAGGACUUCGCAGAGGCCUUUGCUUGCCCAGCCCUCGCGGCUGCCGCUCACCGGUUUGUGCUGCGCCAUGUGGGUGAGCUGAGCACGCAGUUGGAGCGGCUGCCGCUGGCGCGGCUCAUCUCCUACUUGCAGGACGAUGAGCUGUGUGUGCCCAAGGAGGAGGCCGCCUUCCAGCUGGCACUGCGUUGGGUGCGUGCUGACCUAGCUGCCCGUGCCCCGCUGCUGCCGCAGCUCCUGGCCCACGUGCGCUUGCCCUUCGUGCGCCGUUUCUACCUGCUGGCACAUGUGGAGGGCGAGCCCCUGGUGGCGCGUUGUCAGCCCUGUCUGCGCCUCCUGCGGGAGGCCCGCGACUUCCAGGCUGCUCGCUAUGACCGGCACGACCAGGGGCCAUGUGCUCGCAUGCGGCCACGACCCUCUACCGGCCUGGCAGAGAUCCUUGUGCUCAUUGGUGGCUGCGACCGUGAUUGUGAUGAGCUGGUCACCGUUGAUUGUUACAACCCACGAACGGGGCACUGGCGCUACCUGGCUGAGUUUCCCGAGCACUUGGGUGGUGGCUACAGCAUAGCGGCGCUGGGCAAUGACAUCUACGUGACAGGAGGAUCAGAUGGGUCAAGGCUCUAUGACUGUGUCUGGAGAUACAACUCCAGUGUGAAUGAGUGGACAGAAGUUUCUCCAAUGUUGAAAGCAAGAGAAUACCACAGCUCUACAGUCUUGGAUGGACUGUUGUAUAUUAUAGCCUCAGACAGCACAGAACGUUAUGACCACUCCAUAGACGCCUGGGAGGCUUUGCAGCCUAUGUUGUACCCAAUGGACAACUGUUCUACCACAUCUUGUCGUGGUAAACUCUUUGCUAUUGGCUCUCUAGCAGGCAAAGAAUCCAUGGUUAUACAAUGCUAUGACCCUGAAACUGACCUCUGGUCCCUCGUGAACUGUGGACAGCUGCCUCCGUGGUCUUUUGCACCAAAAACUGUGACUCUUAAUGGACUUAUAUACUUUAUAAGAGAUGACUCUGCCGAAGUGGAUGUUUACAAUCCAAUGAAGAAUGAAUGGGACAAAAUCCCUCCUAUGCUUCAGGUUCACGUUGGAGGGAGCUUGGCUGUGCUUGGUGGGAAGCUCUAUGUCUCUGGUGGCUACGAUAACACAUUUGAACUUUCGGAUGUGCUGGAAGCUUAUGAUCCAGAAACUCGAACGUGGAGCAUAGUGGGACGGCUGCCUGAACCUACCUUCUGGCAUGGAAGUGUCAGCAUAUUCCGACAGUUCAUGCCACAAACUACACAAGAUGACGACAGUAUUGCUCUGGAUAAUGCCAUUAACCUAAACAGGCAGCGCCAGAAUCUGCAUAAUCAGAAUCUUAAUGAGUUACGUUAACAGUAGAAAAACUUAUCUCUAUGGUUUGAAGUGAAUUCAUUACAAUUAACCAGUGUCAAUUUGGGGGAGGGCAGGAGGCAAACUGGUGCUUGGAAACUCUGAAAUGGAUUGAUCAGUAAUUGCAAGCAGGAGGAAAUAAAAACCCCGAAAGAUUAAAAUGUUGUUGUAGGAAGCAUAGUUGGCAGAAAGUUACAGGCCCCUUUGGGUGCAUUGUCCCUCAGCACUUUUCUGUGGAUGGAGAAGGUGCAGCAUUAAUCACAGAAAAGCUCUGAUAUGAGAACUCUGGAAAAAAGAUAUUUUUAAAGAAUCACUUGUUACUCAAGCACCACUAUUGCAGGCAGCGUAGUGAAGCUUUUGAUCAGACAGCUGUCAAUAGUACCCUGCAGUCAGCAUCUUUCCACAUCAUAACAUUUCAUAUUUGCCACCAAAUUCCAUUCUUUGUGGAGGGGUUUAUGGAACAUAGCAGAGAGGAAGGACCAAAGUUUGCUAAUACCAGAGGCUCUCUGAAAGGGGAGAGAUUGGUUUGGUAAGAUAUGCCUUCAGAUCUAAUACUCCGCUCGGUGCUCCAGAGGAAGAUAGACCACUUGCCCAGGUCCUUGCCAAUAUGGUCUGAGGGAAAAUUCCACCCACAAAGUUUGGGUUCAUUAUAGAUGUGCAGAUAUGAGGAUAUAAAUAUCUAGCCCUAAAUAUGCCGAGAGCCACAAUAAAGUUUGGUCACUCUUCAUGCUUUCAUGAAGAACCUAUUAAAUUGCUAAAAAGGUCCGUGCAAGGAUAUUAAGGUUGAGAGUCAUGAAGUUUGAAAUUUCCCUCCCCCGCUACCUUAAAUGUGUGAUAAAUUAAUUGUUAAACCCGUACAGUACUGUAAGUUUUUAUACAGAAUUUUCAUUACUCCAAGCAGCUUGUGCUUUUAUUGGUCCUUACUAGAAAAAUGUUUCUUUAGAAACUUUGCAUUUUAAAAAUGAUUCACAUUCACAAACUUAGAUUGAGGGAAAUGUGAAAUACAUUUCAAUUUCUUUUUUUAAGCAAAUAUCCAUCUGAGAAGAAGAGUGGGGAGAGACUUUAGAGGCUGGGGGCUCAUGUCAAAGAUCUCUUGGAGAAGAACCUCCAUCGACAUUCAAAUCUGGAUAACAUUUUUAUUUCUAUCAAAUUGUUUAGUCUGCAGUUGAACUUGGCAGAGAAAUCUCUGC
Molecule: messenger RNA, 3320 nt
Organism: Caretta caretta (loggerhead turtle)
Lineage: Eukaryota; Metazoa; Chordata; Testudines; Cheloniidae
Gene: KLHL21
Product: kelch like family member 21
Molecular function (GO): protein binding
Source: RefSeq, a predicted model, not a curated record